AUGGAGGCAGAGGAAUUGAAGACAGCUGCGGAGCAAGAGCCGCUGGAAGGGACAGACCAGAAACCAGAGGAGGAGGAGGAGGAGGAGGAGCAGGAAGAACCUGGAGAAGCGGCUUGCGGCAGCAAAAAGCGGGUAGUGCCGGGUAUUGUGUACCUAGGCCACAUCCCACCGCGAUUCAGGCCCCUGCACGUACGCAACCUUCUCAGUGCCUAUGGUGAGGUUGGACGCGUUUUCUUUCAGGCUGAGGACCAGUUCGUAAGACGCAAGAAGAAGAAGGCAGCGGCGGCUUCAGGAGGAAAAAAGGGAUCCAAGUACAGCAAAGACUAUACUGAGGGCUGGGUGGAGUUCCGAGAUAAGCGCAUAGCCAAGCGCGUGGCAGCCAGUCUACACAACACACCCAUGGGUGCCCGCAGGCGUAGCCCCUUCCGUUAUGACCUAUGGAACCUUAAGUAUUUGCACCGUUUUACGUGGUCCCACCUCAGCGAACAUCUUGCCUUUGAGCGCCAGGUGCGCCGUCAGCGCCUAAGAGCAGAGGUUGCUCAGGCCAAGCGUGAGACUGACUUCUAUCUUCAAAGUGUAGAGCGGGGACAACGCUUCCUUACUGCUGAUGGCGAUCCUGCCCGUCCGGAUGGCUCCUGGACAUUUACCCAGCGUCCUACAGAGCAGGAGCUAAGGGCCCGGAAAGCCGCACGGCCAGGAGGUCGUGAAAGGGCUCGCCUGGCUACUGCCCAGGACCAGGCUCGCUCCAACCGAGGUCUCCUUGCCAGGAUCUUUGGAGCCCCAACAUGUUCAGAGAGCAUGGACAAACCCUCGCUGGCCAGGGACUCUUGAGGGACAGUGAGGCCCCUUCACUUCCUAGCUCUGCCCUACCUCUCUACCUCAUGCUAGAAUGAUAAAUGACUAUCCAGGCAGGCAUUUUUUGCUUGUUUCUCAGACCAGGAGUCUAGUGAAGGUCCAGACAUGGAAGUUUUGUGGCUUCCUCAUCCCUUACCUGACUCUCUCAGUUUCUGGCUGAGGUACCUUAUUUAUACUAGCAUGAUUCUGACUACUGUAGAUGCCUGAUCCUUUGUUGGGGGGAUAGGGGUAAUAUGGGGUUGAAUUUAUGGCUUUGGGCUUGCUAGAUAGGUGCUCUACCAUUUGAGGCACUCCAUCACUUGUUUCAACUUGACUUUGGCUGCCUGCCUCUUUCCUAGUGAGGUUCCCUAAAAACCCAUUUUCUGGUUCCAGGAAUGGCCUUUAUUUUUAAUUAGUGACAAUGGCUAGUUUAGGCAAUUUUGUUCUGCAGGUAAGAGCAGUAGCAACAUCCUUAAUGUUUAGAAAAAAUUAACAGGUACUAGAGUGAAUGGGUUGUGAACUUCCUUCCAAAUGUAUUUAUAGAAAAGAAAAAAAUUACAUAUUUUUGGGGUGGGAGUCAUUGGGUAAGUUUCAUGUUUCAUCUUGCUCCAUUCAUUUACUUUCACUUCAUCUCCUCGUCUCAGAGACCCCAUUCAACCUGGACCCCGGUUUUUUGUUUUUUUUAACCCCCUAUGUAGUUUCCUGGCCUAGUUUAUCAUCUAAUUCAACAUUUAUUCAGCUACUAUUUGAGGAAACAGUUCAAAUCCCCAGUAUGGGCAAAAAAAGC
Molecule: messenger RNA, 1621 nt
Organism: Castor canadensis (American beaver)
Lineage: Eukaryota; Metazoa; Chordata; Mammalia; Rodentia; Castoridae
Gene: Abt1
Product: activator of basal transcription 1
Biological process (GO): endonucleolytic cleavage to generate mature 5'-end of SSU-rRNA from (SSU-rRNA, 5.8S rRNA, LSU-rRNA); endonucleolytic cleavage in 5'-ETS of tricistronic rRNA transcript (SSU-rRNA, 5.8S rRNA, LSU-rRNA); endonucleolytic cleavage in ITS1 to separate SSU-rRNA from 5.8S rRNA and LSU-rRNA from tricistronic rRNA transcript (SSU-rRNA, 5.8S rRNA, LSU-rRNA)
Cellular component (GO): nucleolus
Molecular function (GO): RNA binding
Source: RefSeq, a predicted model, not a curated record